UGAGGUUAUGUUGAACAAACACAGUAAACACACCGCUUCCUCAUGACACUGUUAGAAGUUUUGGAUGUUCUGAUAUUUCGACAAAUGAAUCUAUUCGUUUAUUUUUUCCUUUAAAUUCCAAAAUUGCGAAGAUAUUCAAUCCUCCAGGAUUGCAGUUAUUUUGCGCCGGAAAAUGGCUCAGUUUUCGCCGAUUGCCAAAUCUCCGGUGACGAAAGGAUCGCAACACAAAAAUUUGACAGGUAAUCCUAGAAUUGUGAGAGAUUUGGCAGCAACGAUACACUCGAGUGUUCAACAAUGGAACAACAUUCACCUACACGGGCUGUCAGUUUUGAAAAAUAUAACGCAAAUUAAAAACGACGAAACUUUUCCUGACGGCCUGCAAGACCUGUGCGAUGAUUUAUCGAGGGAUUGUGAUAAAUUGGACGAAGUUGUCUGCAAUUUGAAGCAAUCGGCCGUUCAAAUGAGCGCUGUGAAAUCGUUGCAGAAAGGGAAUGGCAUAAUAUUUCAAACUUGGCCUGUCGAACGCUUCGCACAAACUGCAGAAUUAAUUUACGAAGCGUACAGGAACGAGGUGGAAAUAAGACGUAAAAUUUUGGAAAAUGUUGCUCACGAUCAUCGCGAUUCCUGGAAAAUGUUGCACCUUGCAGCUUGGGUUCAUCAAAUAAGAAUACACGAUGAUGUAACGAUGGCUCUGGAAUCCAUGCUGUUAGAAACUGGCCAUAGAUAAUUGUUUCUUUAGAAUAAAAAUUGUACUGAAAAAUGAGUUGAACGAUUUUCUGAAAACAUCGGGUUUCAUUGAGAAUUUUUCCAUUAUUUUUAAAUUUUCUCGGAAAAAUUGAACAAAAAAAAAAUAUUUUCGGAUUAUUUUACAUUUUUUCUUGUCAGUGAAAGUCAUUCAUCAGUGGAUUUGGAGGCAUUGAUAUAAUCGCUUUAACACAGAGAAAAAAUUUUGAUGAAAAACGAUUUUUUCUUUACCAUCGUGUUCCUGUAAAAUGUAAAUAAAACUGUCAAUUUUUUUUCUGUGCGACAGGCUUCUCGCGACCUCUAUUGAAAGAAAACUGUGACAAAUAAAACGUUUUUAUAUUUUUUAUUAUAAA
Molecule: messenger RNA, 1097 nt
Organism: Venturia canescens
Lineage: Eukaryota; Metazoa; Arthropoda; Insecta; Hymenoptera; Ichneumonidae
Product: cyclin-dependent kinase 2-interacting protein-like
Exons: 4
Coding region: 173-727 (184 amino acids)
Source: RefSeq, a predicted model, not a curated record